GUAUAGCACGGUUCAUUUCCGAUUUCGUUUUCGUAAUAACAUCAACGUUAACCAUGUUUGGAAGCAGCAGCAACAACGGUGCAGUGUUUCUUACCAUUGCCACUGGAUUCUUCGUCUGCACUUUUGCGCCCGUCGAUGCCUUCGCACCGAACUCACUUCAGCAUCCGCAAACAGCAACCCUUCUGUGGUCCUCGAYCACAAGUGGAACGGCUCCGGUGCUCAAGUCUCAAUUGAAAAAACCCAGCAAGGUCCUUACCGUGGGGGUCGAAUACAAGUCCGACAGCAGCGACGACAGCGACGACAACCUCGAGGUCUUUUCCAUGAAACUCCGCCAGCAGGCUAAGGUGUCCUUUGUCGCCUGUGGGGACCUUGACGCGAUCCGGCUGCUGGCCACCGAGCAGGAGACGGCGAAGGGGAACUUUCCGGGACCCCUCCCCAUUGUGUACUACUGUAGCGGUGGCGAAGGGGAAGCUUCCGCUUCAGACGUUGCGGAGGCCGGUGCCUCAGCGCUGGUCGUCCUCGGUGCUGGUGAGGGAGCUAAAAAUGYGKCAGAAGCAGCGGAUGCCGCUGGACUGGAAACGAUCUGGAGCGUUUCCUCCGCGGGGGAGGCCGAGGAGGUCCUUUCGCAGACGGAAGGCCGGGCAGACGUGUUCUGGUUGGAAGGCAGCGAGGGUGACACCAACGAGAUUGUGAGCGUCCUCCCCAAAUCGAGCAUGGCAAUUGGGGUUGUUUCCGACCCCAUGCAGACCGAUGGGGCCGAGAUCGAGGAGGGAAAGUCCCUCAAGGCUUCGGGCUGCGCCUCGGUGGUCGUCAAGGAGGCCUGUAUCGGCGACGCCGAGGACAUCGAGUACGCGUCCUUCGUGGUGGGUGGCCUUACCAGCAAAGCGUCGUCCGAGUUCAAGUUUUCCGGCCUAACUGGGUCUACCAACGGCCAUUUCGGGGGCAUCCAAUCGAACAGCUCGGUCCGAUGGGAGAGGCAGAAGAGGAAGGAGGAAGCGGAGAACAGCGACGACGACGAGUAAUAACGAAACAGAAACGCAAUCGUUGCGAAAGAAGCAAACAGAAACUAAUUCUGCAACAUUUUUCUUCAGUGAACGAUGUGGUGUCGGCAAGGAACAGCAUACCUUCAAAAAUCAUAGCACCUUCUUCAUAUCGUUUUGACCUACAGUUUUGAUACGAGUCGCAACAAUAAUACUUUUCGUCAUCGUACYGUAUAUUACUCUCGGAUGCGUUGCCGUAAAGCCAAAAAUAUCUAGAAGCGCCACAAUACAUGUAUUCAUGCCCU
Pseudo-nitzschia multistriata is the source of this 1285-nucleotide messenger RNA. Lineage: Eukaryota; Bacillariophyta; Bacillariophyceae; Bacillariales; Bacillariaceae. The record is from the annotation of a GenBank genome assembly.